GCCUGCAGCAGUGCGAUCUCUCCCUACACCACUCACUCACACCUGUAGAAUCCGAGCCUACAGCUCCACCCGGCAUCCACUUGCCAAAGAAGGUGAUCACACAGCAGCAGCAUCUUUACGAAAACUAGAAGAGGUGACCAGCCUGAUCAUAAGGUACAUUUCAUAAUAACUAUGUGCCAUGCUCGGACAUCAUGGAAGAAAUUUAUCUUUGGUUUCUUCAUUGGAUUCCUAACAACAUUCUGCAUUGUCGGCACUUUCCUGAAGAUUGCCUGCACACUGGAGUCAUCUAAACAAUCGUGGAACCCAAAGCCAAUGCCAAAACCAGAUGACAUCAGUGUAAGUGAAGAACUCGCACACAAAGUUCGAGUGCUUUGCUGGAUUAUGACUUCACCUAAAAACUUAAAGACCAGAACCAUCCAUGUCAAAUAUUCUUGGAUUCGUCACUGUAAUAUUUCUUUGUUCAUGAGUUCUACCUCCAGUGAUGACUUUCCGACUAUUGGUCUGGGUACCAAGGAAGGGCGAAGUGAACUCUACUUGAAGACAAUCAGAGCUUUUCAAUAUAUACAUAAACACUACAUAAAUCAGGCUGACUGGUUUUUGAAAGCUGAUGAUGACACUUAUAUAGUAAUGGAGAACCUUAAUCUAAUGCUCUCCAAUUAUACGCCUGACCAGCCUAUCUACUUUGGGAAACUGUUCAAACCUUUUGUCAAGCAGGGCUACAUGAGUGGUGGAGCUGGUUAUUUACUGAGUAAGGAAGCACUAAAGCGUUUUGUGGAAGGGUUUCACUCUGGUAACUGUAGUCAUAGAUCUUCUGUGGAGGACUUGGAACUUGGACAUUGCAUGGAGAUCAUGGGAGUUGCACCUGUUGACACUCGGGACUCUAACGGCAGAGAAACCUUUCAUCCAUUUCCGCCAGAAUUUCACUUAACUAACCAUUUGGAAAAAGAUGACCUUUAUCAUGAUUAUUCUGUUUACCCUGUUGUUGAGGGUCCCAAAUGUUGCUCAGACUUGGCCAUAUCAUUCCACUAUGUGGAUGCAGAACUUAUGCACACCUUGGAAUACUUCACCUACCACUUGAGAGCAUAUGGAUACCAGUACCGUUACCAGCCCCAGUGGCCAGCUCUCACCAACAGACAGCAUAAUGACACCAAGAAACCUAUAAAUAUAAAAACAAAUUUAAGUGAGUCUUCUGCUAUGAAGGAUAUUGGAACAGGUGCUUAAAGCACAGAACUAGCUGCUGCUAAUUUAUUUAGGGUUCCAAAAUGUAGACCUAGGUCUUUCCUCUGUUGUAUACUGUUUGAUGUUUCACACCAGUGCUCUAUAUAAUAGAUAUGUAUCCUGUUAACCUGCAGGCAGGAUUUAAUCUACCCAGAUCUACUCCAUGUGGAGACAGAUUAUAUAUGUAUUUUUGGAUACAAUAAACUAUUUUUU
Molecule: messenger RNA, 1431 nt
Organism: Rana temporaria (common frog)
Lineage: Eukaryota; Metazoa; Chordata; Amphibia; Anura; Ranidae
Product: glycoprotein-N-acetylgalactosamine 3-beta-galactosyltransferase 1-like
Exons: 4
Coding region: 172-1221 (349 amino acids)
Cellular component (GO): membrane
Molecular function (GO): N-acetylgalactosaminide beta-1,3-galactosyltransferase activity
Source: RefSeq, a predicted model, not a curated record